Molecule: messenger RNA, 558 nt
Organism: Sesamum indicum (sesame)
Lineage: Eukaryota; Viridiplantae; Streptophyta; Magnoliopsida; Lamiales; Pedaliaceae
Source: RefSeq, a predicted model, not a curated record
AUGGCUCCACCACCUUCCAACGGCGUCGUUUCUCCAUUUGUGUGUUUCAUUGUGAGAGUACUAACGCUGAUGUGCCUAUUCUCCCCGCUCACCCUCCUCACCAUCGACACCGCCACCGCCACCGCUUCUGUUUCCGAUUACGGCGACAUCAAAGGCAGAUAUCUAUGUGCGGCAAUCGUGAUUGGGAUGGCGUACACACUCUUGCAGACCUUCUUCACACUAUUCCAAGCGGGCACCGGCGCUCGAUGCGUAGGAGAUGGCCUCGUCUACAUUGAUUUCUAUGCUGACAAGGUUGUGUCGUGUAUACUUGCAACUGGAGCUGCUGCAAGUUUUGGGAUGAUCCAAGAUUUGAAGAUUAUGGUGGAUGUAAGUGGUCUAGUCAUCACCCAUUUCAUCGAUGUCACAAACGCUGCAGCCAGCCUUUGCUUUGUGGGGUUUCUCCUCACAUUCGUUUCAUCAGUCUUCUCAUCCUUUGCACUCCCCAAACUGCAGCAUAAACAAGUCUGUGAGGGGGAGACAGAGACAGAGAUGGAGGCUUAUUAUUUCAGUGUUGUUUAA